Molecule: messenger RNA, 364 nt
Organism: Penaeus chinensis
Lineage: Eukaryota; Metazoa; Arthropoda; Malacostraca; Decapoda; Penaeidae
Product: protein PET117 homolog, mitochondrial-like
Exons: 3
Coding region: 59-301 (80 amino acids)
Biological process (GO): mitochondrial respiratory chain complex IV assembly
Cellular component (GO): mitochondrion
Source: RefSeq, a predicted model, not a curated record
CGCUGCUCGCUGUGUUUCAUUUCUUUUCGUUCAGACGCAGAGCAAGCCGGACAAGAACAUGUCACUUGCCUCAAAAGUAACUCUUGGAGCUUCAUGUGUGGCCACUGCUGCCAUUGUAGGAUAUGUUCACAUAAAACAGAAUAUUGAUAGAGAGAAACUCCAUGAAGGUGUCAUAAAAGAUGUUGAAAGACAACAGCGAAGAAAAGCAGAGAAUUUGUAUGUGUUGCAACAACAAUCCGAUCUGACAAAACAAUUAAGAAGAGAGCAAAUGGAAGCAGAGAAAAAAGGUUCAAGUACCUGAUACUACUUUUAUUUAAUCCUAUUAUGUGUACAUAGUUUGAGAGAUAAUAAAUUUUAAUAAAAA